AUGUUUAAUCCAUUUAAGUUCGAAAUCGAAGAAAUAAAAGAACAAGGGAUUAGAGGUUGUACUCUUCCACCUGAAAUUAAAAUUAAUGGGGAUGAAAACAGAGUAUGUAAAACACCUAUUGAAAAAAGAAUUCCUGUAUUAAGAGCAUCAAGAGAAGCUAGAAACAAUUUCACUCUUCAACAAACACUUUGUAUUUGUCUUUUAAGUAAAUGGUGUCGUAUAACUAUUAAAAAACCAACUAGAAGAAGUUGUGUAACUGAACAAUUCUUCAGAAUUAAUUCAAUUGAACAUGAUGAAGAUAAAUUAGAUGUUUAUUCAUUCCUUAAAAAACGAUGUAAUGAAAUGUACUUGUUUGACAUUCAACGAGGAGUGACUGAGAAAACAGCAAUAAGGAGAUAUCAAAACAAUAAAAAAAUCGAAGUAAUUCAUUUAAUGGAAGACAUUCUUCGUGAAUAUGGAGUUGAAUUAGAAACUAAAAUAACAGAUGGAAAAUCUGGAAUUAACAGACUUGAAAAUAUCACUGGAAUCUAUAUUUCAAAUAAAAUCAUUCCAUUUGAUAACUUAAUCAUGGAUUUAAUUGAAAUUAAUCACAAUUUACUCAGUAGUGUUCUUCAAAGCAAUGGAGAACUUAUUAUUGAUCAAAAUCAAUUCUCUUUUAACUUCUAA
This is a messenger RNA of Entamoeba dispar SAW760, 666 nucleotides long. RefSeq lists its product as uncharacterized. The record is from RefSeq and is a predicted model, not a curated record. The transcript has a single exon. The coding region runs from base 1 to 666 and encodes 221 amino acids. NCBI's taxonomy places the organism in Eukaryota, Evosea, Mastigamoebida, Endamoebidae.